AUGCGUGCCUCCUUCAUCGUCGCCUCCCUCUCGGCCCUGGCUAUGGGUGCCACCGCCGCUGACUCCAGCUCCAGCUCUAGCGAGGGCAACCCUGCCACCCAGUACCUGACCGAGACCAACUCCCUGGGUGUUGUCACCGGCCAGCCCUCCGUCGUCACCUCUCAGCCUGCUGUUGUUACCAGCCAGCCCUCCGUCGUGACCUCCCAAGAGGCCGCUGCUUCCAUCCCCGCUGGCCUGUCGUCCCCCGUGGUUACUCCUGCCACCAACAGCGCCUCUGCUAGCGGCAGCUCUUCUGCCUCCAAGAGCGGCUUCACCUCUUCUGCCAAGACCACUGGCACCACUACUGAAACCACCACUGGCACUACCACUGGCACCAGCACCUCCACCGAGACUGGCUCGUCUUCCUCUUCCUCUGGCUCCUCCUCCAGCACUGCCUCCAGCUCCUCCUCCACCGGUGGUGCUGCCAUGGCUACCGCUGGAUCCAUGGGUCUGGCCGGUCUGGCUGCCCUGGCUGCUUUCGCUCUGUAA
Molecule: messenger RNA, 528 nt
Organism: Penicillium brasilianum
Lineage: Eukaryota; Fungi; Ascomycota; Eurotiomycetes; Eurotiales; Aspergillaceae
Source: the annotation of a GenBank genome assembly